AGCUCCUGGCAGGGGAUCUUAUGUUUUUGACAUCGCCCUCAUUGAAGCCCUCAUCGUCCUUCUUUUGUUAGAUGAAUGAAAAUCAGUAUCAGUAGACGAGGACUGAAGAAAUUUGACCACGAACAACCAUGAUGUCUACUUCCUAUUCUCAAGUGGGUCACUAGGUAAAGAUUUUUACAGAUAGUUCUAGUUUUUUUCCUCACAUUAUUUAGUGAAACACUUUAUAUAGCCAAUAUAACCUACCAAAGAAUCAAAACCAUGUCGUCGUUUCGUUCGUUCCAUGGUUUGGACUCGGAGUCCGAAUUGGCAACGCGAGAUGACGACUUGCAUUCCGUGUCUACGUGGAAAGUGGGUGGCACUGGCCUCCAUGCUGGUGAGGACUUGCUGGGUGGUGAAAGGUUGGAGGUGGUAGACGAAUUCGAUGAGGAUGAUCCGGAGGAGAUAUUGUGUGAGGUAAUAUGAUUUUCACCCUGGUGUGGUAAUAAAGCACCUUGUUGUACUACUAGUAGAGUUGAAAUAUAAUAUAUAUAAGGUUGACAAAUAUCCGCCUGAGUUCCGCCUCCACGCACUCAAAACAAAAGCAUUGAAAUGAUCUUCUCCAAGGUAGCAGGAAAUAUUUUGAUUUCACAAAUUUCUUCUUUUUCCACAACAACAACUUUUUCUUCUUUCUCCACGUCCAAACAGGAAGCUGCCGCAACUCACGCUUGUCGCUACUGCCUAGCUGCCAAUCCGGAAUGCGUAGUGAAGUGCAAUGUGUGUAAUAAGUGGUUCUGUAACGGUACUAGUGGCACUGGUGGUAGCCACAUCGUGAACCAUUUAGUGCGCGCGCGGCACAGAGAAGCGGCGCUGCAUCCGGACGGGCCACUCAAGGACACAGCUUUAGAAUGCUAUUGUUGCGGAUCGAGGAACGUCUUUCUUCUAGGCUACGUGCCGAAAAAAGAAGACUUCGUAGUGGUUCUGAUUUGCCGAGAACCGUGUCUGGUGAAUCAGGCGUUUAAAGGUACUGAGGCUUACGCACUACUUAGUUUGUUUUUCAUGGUGCUUAUACUUUCUGUUUAGCUAGCUAGACCGACAUUUCUGACUAAGUACUAGUCAUUCCCAUUUCCUUCCACCUCGAUGCCGCCUCUCAUUCCCAUCUUACACACAGAUUCCCAGUGGGAUCUGAAUCAAUGGGAGCCUUUGAUUCAGAACCGGAUGUUUUUGUCCUGGCUAGUAAAGGAGCCUGUAGUUGGUGGCCAUGGUGCGGAACGAAGGAGGGGGAUUACUAUGACCCAAAUCAGUCGUCUAGAGGAGCUGUGGAAAACCCAGCCAACGGCGACUUUGAAAGAUAUGGAGCGUGGUGGUGUAGCCGUAGAGGGGGAAGAGGAAGAAACGAGAAGCGUAUAUAGAAUUUUUUAGAUGUUCUACUUGAUUGUUAUUUAGUUAGGUCUGCUCCACCGGCUUUAUCGGAAGACUAGCAGACGGAAAGGCACCAGGGCCCGACGGGAUCCUCCACGAGCUGUGGCGCGUGCCGCUCCGUGCAUCCUUGGCGCGGUUGGUGGGUCUCUCCCUCGGAGACGUGGGCCCCAUCGCUGCGCUGCGUGAGUUAUGCUAUGCGUGCGUGUUUUCCGACAACGCUCCCGGAAGUGGUCGCACUGUGCUGCCGUACGGGUUGCGCCGUGCUUUCAAUGUGCACCACGACCCGGCCACGCUCAUCACUGCGGCCAUUUCCUAUCAGGCUGACGGUGAGAAGCGCGGCCCAGUAAGCGCCGGGCAAGACGUCGCCAACGGCGAAGCGAGGCAGGGCGCCGGAUGCUUCUAGCACUUCAGAGGCGCCGGACAAGACGCCGCCAACAGCGAAGCAAGGCGCAGGCAUCUGGCUGGGCGCGCUAUGGGGGCCGACAACACCCCCCGACAAGGGUGCCGCGAAAUGUAUAAGCUCGCGAAGCAGCAGCGUCCCGCCGGAGUGGUCUCCACUUGGGCUCAUAACUCUGAACACCGUAAGAGCACAGCGGCACAGUUAUCGUCUAGGGUAUAGAUUUGAGCAGAAGAGAAGACGGGGGAUAUGGUUCGCGCUUCAAGAUGCCGGGGAGAAAAAGCAACGAAGAAGCACGCCGGGGCUGCCACGCUGGCAAAGUGGAAGGAGCUAAGAAAGGGGGGCGCCUCGGCGUCUGUGAGACCACGAGGCGCAGCAAUCGGGCCCAAGAAGUUAAGCAGUGAGCGGAGGGCAGUUGUGAGGCUGUUGCGCAUGGGGCAGAACUUAAGAGAUGGCCCAAGGGUGCCCAUGCGUAUGCUAAUGCUCUUGGGUCCUUGCAGCAACCUGAGAGACUUGGACACACAUGAAAAAGGUGCAGACUUUGACACACGUGAAAAAUAAGCAGAAACCUCGCGAACCUUAUAGAUGCACCACACUAAAGAAAACUUUAGGAGGGGGGUGGCUGAUACUUAUCGCCACUAACAUGCACCACCGUCAUAGACGGCCAGAAUGGCUGUCCUUUGGCUUUCGUGUUUUGCUUUUGACUCUGAAGAACUUGGAAAUCGUCAAAGCCCACGCAAUAAAGCCAGGCACUCUUAGAGUGGCGUGCGCCUACUCUCGACCCCCCUCCUUUUUUAUUUUUUUUCCACCCUCGGAAUUCAUUUCAACAGACCCGGGCGCGCUCUCGUAAGGAGGACCGCAGCGAAGGCGAAACGCUGCGCAACCUCGGUCGCCGUAUCCAUGUAAACGCUUGGGGUGUUUCCUCGGCUCGCGCUGUGCUUAGCAUGUUCGGGAUUCCUGCUUCUGACUCUGCGCGCACAUAUCGCGGGGCACCUGCGUGGCCCCUCUGAUAUCAGGGCCCAAACUGACAAAGAGGCGGCAAAGCUGUGCGCGGGUUCAUAGUGUAACCAGGGUGGUGGGGAUAAGCAUCGCCAAAGUGCUGAGUCUACUGCAGGGACGAGCCAGUCUCUCAGCCUCGUCCGGCGAGGACAAAAAGUCUGCGCCUGGUAGUGUCCACGAGUGCGAGGAGGUUUUGCGCACGCAACUGAGUCACCACGCUGACGCAGUCAGGGAGGAGGCGCGUGCGCGUUUGAUCGAACACUGCAGGGAAGUCGCCAACCGCAAACAAAUCUCGAAGAUCUGCGACGCGAUAGUUUGUGGCGAGGGAGGCAACGUCUGUUGGGCAAGGAAUUCGCUCCGUGGCUUGUUCUUCGACGCUUUGACUAGGGAGGUGGCGUGUUUGCUGGCUAAGGUUGCGCCAGACGCAGACGAGAGCGGUUGCCAAGUGAUGACUACUGCCGCAGAAAGACUCUCAAAGUGCCUCCCCAGUAUUGCAGAGGCGUUCACGCAUGUAGUGGCGCAGGACUGGGAAAGUCUCCCAGGGUUUCUUCGCCCCUUUCGUCUUCGAGAAGAAGAGCCUGGAGAAGAUGAGUUCGCGGCUCCACCGAGGAAGAGGAAGAAGGCGGCAGACGCGACGAUCGACGCCAAGCGCGGCGCAUGAAUUUCUUGGGCAAGUUCGUUGCCGAUGGGGAUGCGAAGAAACACAACCAGCAUGCGUGAAGUUUACACAUAAGACAGGAAGGAUGAUCAGAACGCCCAGUGUUGCCCUCACACGAGAGAAACGCGGCUGAUCUUAAACGGACACAACGCGCAUAGGUCAUUUGUGAAACCACUACUGGGAGUCCUUUUCUAUACCUUACAGUACCAGAGCGACGACACAGUCGCAGGAUGCACCUGUCCCUCACCUAUCUUGUUUCAGACGACAGCUGGGCACCUCCAUCGCAGAGCUGCAGCUUCAGGCUUUUAGGUCGUGUGUUCGCGUGUGCUGGUGCCGAGUGAGGAGCUUGCACGUGGUUGAACCAUGUCGGCGAGCACGCUGCGAGUAGCCUAGUACCCCUGUCAUGCGCUCCAUGCGUCCGCUUAAUAGCAGCCCCCGUAGCAGCGACGGCCAGGCUUCUGGCCGGUGAAGUCUGGCAAAGCGAUCGUUGGCCGAUGACGUUUUGCCCGAUCUGUUGCGCACUAGAAAACCCGCCUGCUUCGUUGCUGGAGUUUUUUCCCCCGCUAGUCUGGAACACGCGCGCGCGUGGCGGUCGGCCCCGAGUUCCCGUGGAGACUGAACACGGGCGACAUCCCUGCGCUGCAGUAUCGUGGGAGGCCCCACGCGUUGAAGGGUCCCCCUACAUACAGACACUCACAUUGGGGGCGCUUGCCUUGCGAUUGACUUUUUUGCGCGAUUGAAAAGAGCCGACUUGUCAUGCGGUUCAUGCUCUUCCAGAGAUGGUUUUCGAAUAAAGCAACCACAGACAAAAACUAUCCCUCGUCUUCACACAGGUAACACUGCGAUACGAAGAUGCUUACACGUAUCAGCAUAUUUUUGCGCCACUGGUGAAGAUGGAGGCCGAUUAUGAUAAGAGGAUGAAGGAAUCACAGUCACAGCAGAAUCGAACAGUGCGAUGGGAUGUUGCGUACUCUACUUUUAUUUUGUUGCUUGCUGUUAUUGAUAUUUUUCAAGGCGGACGAAGUAGAUGUCAAAAUUAUUCGUCUGAAAUCUGGAACACCUCUUAGCAUUCUUAUCUGCUUAAUAACAGUUUUCUUAUCUCCCCACACAAACAACCAAACAGGUUGAACAAGAAGCGAAUUGCGUAUUUCCACACUUUUACGAGUGAGACGAAUGACAUUCGCCUGGUAGCAGGGGAUGAAUUGCGACUGAAGCAUCAGGCUGGUCUUCACGGUCAACCAUGGGAGUGCCAGGGAACAGUGACGAAGAUUAACAGGUACAACUGAUAUGCCUUUUCAUGCAUGGUAGGCGGGUCACCCCUUCCUUUUUACAAGUGAAAUCAGAUACCUUCCUUUAUGAUUGACAUGAUUGGCAUUCCCUUUUACAAGUGAAGUUACACCACGAUGAAACUCGAAUUUUAAUCUGCGUGAAAACUGAUGCUGAAAGAGAAUAUCACCAAUCCUCACAUUCUCUAUUCCUUUCCCAGUCAUCACCUUUCCUCAUCUUUACCACGUCUUCCUCCCAACCCCUCUCUUUCAGCCAAGAAGAAGUAGCUCUAGAAUUGCGACAUGAUGGUAAGACUCGAGGCGCCGGUCCGUGGGAGCAGGAAAUCACGGAGGGGUUUACUGUGGAAUUCGUCUGGAAAUCAACCAGCUUUGACCGUAUGCAGACAGCAAUGAGGACAUUCGCUGUGAAUGAAACGAGCGUUAGUGGGUACUCUAUGCUAUGAAAUUUGAGUACUAGUUUUCUCAUCCUUACUUACUAGCGUGGUAUACAAAUACAUCUUUCCUCCAGCUGCACAUUAAUGAAGACCCCCUUGAUCAUUCUCAGGUACCUCUACCACCGUCUUCUUGGCCACGAACCCGAGCCGCAAGAAAUCCGCCAGUGGGUGCACGCCAAGCACCACCAAGCCCCCAACCUCCCGCAGUUGAAUCACUCCCAGACUUAUGCGGUCAAGAAGGCCCUGACGUCCCCACUGCAGUUGAUCCAAGGACCACCUGGUACCGGUAAAACUGUCACCUCUGCCACCAUCGUCUACCACAUGUGCAGAAAUGCCCAGGAGCACUGUCGCUUAGAAGGCAUCUCCCCUCAACACGCGCAGGUCCUAGUCUGUGCACCCUCCAAUAUCGCGGUGGACCAACUAGCCGAAAAACUGCACAAAACUGGACUUUCGGUAGUAAGAGUAGUAGCAAAAUCCAGGGAACACAUCGCGACCAACGUGGAAUACCUGUGUUUGCACAGGCAGAUUGCACAUUUGGAUACUGCGGAUAACAGGCAGUUGCAGAGGAUAGCAGCGCUGAAAACUCAGGCUGGUGGAGAGCUGAACCAAGAGGAUGAAAAGGCUUAUCGGCAGUUGACACAGAAAUGCGAGAAACUACUUUUGUUCUCGGCGAAUGGUACAGUCUUUUAUUGUUAGAGAUGAGUAGAAAUCAUGGUAGUACAAAACGUUGCAACUAUAGAUCAUCCUAGUAGAAGUAACAAACGUUGCAACUAUAGAGCAUCAACUCAAUCAAGGAUGAAGUGCAUCAGUACAGAAAAAUUAGAUUCAUCCAAAAACAUCUUCAACUUCUUAAAUUCAUCACCGAAAAACCCACUUACCACAGUGAUCUGCACGACUUGUGUCGGUGCUGGCGACGCUCGGCUGCAGCAGAUGCGCUUUCGGCAAGUGCUUAUCGACGAAAGCACGCAAGCGACAGAACCAGAAUGUUUAAUUCCGAUUAUGAAUGGCGCCAAACAGGUCGUCUUAGUUGGCGACCACUGUCAGUUGGGUCCAGUGAUCAUGUGCAAGCGCGCAGCCAAAGCAGGCUUACAUCAGAGCUUGUUUGAGCGUCUGGUGCACUUGAACGCACGACCGAUUCGAUUAGAAGUGCAGUAUCGUAUGCACCCUUGUCUGUCGGAGUUUCCCUCGCACAGUUUCUACGAUGGAAGUUUGCAGAAUGGAGUAACGCUGAAGGAGAGAACCUAUCCAGAUAUGGGCGGCUUCCCGUGGCCAAGACCAAGCAUGCCCAUGUUCUUCUACAACUCUACAGGCUUGGAGGAGAUAUCGGUGUCUGGAACAUCCUACCUGAAUCGAACGGAAGCGAGCAACAUCGAGAAGAUCAUUGCCUACUUCUUGAAGGCGCGGAUUCAGGCGCACCAGAUCGGCGUAGUGACGCCAUAUGAGGGACAGCGGGCAUACAUCACCACAUUACUUUAUGAUGACGACUGGAGAAUGAAAUUGAAAUAAAGGAGCUGCAAAAACUACGAAGAUCUUGUUGCGAUAAUCAAUGAAGUAUCGCGAAAUUGCUAUUAGAUUUUAAUCUUUAUCAACACUUCUAGAUGAUAAAGAUGCCUUAUUAGUCCACGAGGUCAUCGCUCGGCCUGACCACUUCUAUUCCCAAAAGAAGCUUCUAAUUCCCGCAGCGUUCAGCCUUGACGUUGAACAAUCGUGGCUUUGAGGAAGUGGAGGUCGCUUCCGUAGAUUCCUUCCAGGGUCGUGAAAAGGAUUUCAUCAUCCUUUCUUGCGUCAGAAGUAAUUCCAAUCUCGGCAUUGGAUUUCUCAGUGAUCCACGACGUCUCAACGUGGCCUUGACGCGUGCCAAGUAUGGUUUGGUCAUCUGCGGGAACGCCAAGGUCUUGGGGAAGGUGUACAAGGGCGCGUCUCUGUGGCUGCACUUAUUGACGCACAUGAAGAAGUCAGAUCUGAUCGUCGAAGGCGCGUUGGCGAAUCUGAAGCCCAGUUCUCUGCAGCUAGAACCACUGCCGGGUCGGUGGCAAGGAGGAAUGUCCUCGAGCAUGCCGGGAUACGGCAGCAGCAGUGCAGGUUACAACGCCAACGGCAGCAACGGCGCUUUCCUGGGCGGCGGAGGUGGAAGUGCUAACUACGGCAAUGGCGGUCUCGGUCUCGCAAGUCUAGGAGGUGGUGGAUCGUCUUCGCAUCACAACAGCAGCUACGGAGGUGGACAAGGUCAUGCCAAUGUUAAGGCCCAAAACUUAAUUCACAUUUUCAAACUAUUUCCUCACUUUUCUUCUUUCCUUAUUUUCGAGAAAUCAUCUUUGCAGCAACAAUCCGAAGAAAUGUAGUAAAUGAAUUACUUUAUAAUCUCUAAUAAUGGAGGUAGCGCAACAGGAAAUGGAGCCUACGGUGGUUACAGUACUGGGGGCUAUGCUGGCGGUGGAUAUGCUGGAAACUUCGUGGACGGACUGAUACAAGCUCCGAGGAGUUACCUUAAUCAAGCGACUUCAAUCGGCCAAUGGUAA
This is a messenger RNA of Amoebophrya sp. A25, 7691 nucleotides long. NCBI's taxonomy places the organism in Eukaryota, Dinophyceae, Syndiniales, Amoebophryaceae. The record is from the annotation of a GenBank genome assembly.